UAGAAAAUGGAUUUAAUGUUGCCAGUAGAAAAUAAAUUCUUGAAUUUUAUUUUAUUUCUGGCUAAUUGAUAAUAAACAUUAAAUUUUAGUAAUUGCUUCAAUAUGCAACUCAAAAUUUUUAUUAUUUAUUUUUUUAUUUUAGCUGAAAAAAAAGAUAGGGUAAGAGUAGAACCAAUAAAAGAUGUGAUAGCGCCCUCUUACACACCUAAGCAUAACUACUACGCAAUCGCGCAUCAUCGUCAUUACAAAUAACGCCAUCUAUAUUUCAGUUUCUUUAAUAUCUUACAUUAUAAUACUACCAAAUUAAAAUGACACUUCCAUGUAAGGACCUCAAUGUAUUUACUGUCUCACUUCAUUUUGCAGACCUAUAAUGAUACGUUUUCUCGUUUGCCACUAUUAAGAUUGUCACCCCUGGGCAGGAGCUACAGUACCAUUCGUGUAAAUUCUGUGAAUAACUGAUUUGUGGCGUUAACUCACUGUGUACUUAGUUGCGAUAAAAUUCAUUAUUCAUAUGCUGAAAAAUAGAUAUAAUUAUUUUGAAAAAGCAAAGCAAAUAUGGCAAGAUUAGGCAAAACUGCCCAAGAGUUUAUUCAAGACUCAUUUUCACCGAUUAUCGCAGUUUUGUGCAGUCCAAAAGUAGAAAAUGUUGUUUCAAAGAAUAACUUGUCUUUUACUGAAAUGUUACAACCAUUUACCACUAUGGAUUGGGAAGGUCAAUUCCGUGACCCAAGUGGAAAUGUUUGUACUAUAAAAAACUGGAAAUUAAUAAUAAGAGAUGUUAACUGGAAGCCAUUACAACCCACUGAAGCCAGAAGAGAGUUAAACAAUGCUGUGUUACACAAUUAUCAUGAUAAAACAGUAACUCUCGAAAUUGAUGGUAGAAAAUUUCAUGUUCCCCAGUCAACACAUUGGUUUGAUGCCUGGAGAGAGACCUAUUUAGAAGUCCAAUUUCCAUCAGACCAUGAAUUUACGAAACACUUUAUUUCUUGUGUAAUUGUUGGCACCACUUUAGAUGACAAUGUAAUAGAUAGUUUCAACAAUUUAAACCAACACUAUGCCCAGUUGCAAAAUGUUGCUCCACCAAAAUUACCUAAAUGGUUCAACAGUGGGGUUUUGAAGUCUUAUCUCCUACUUCAUGAUGUGUCAGCUGUCUCUAAAGAAAAAGCUGAUGCUGCAUUUGAUAUGCUGAAACAGAAUUUCGGAGCAAACAACUGCUUCAUGUUAUCAAUUAACUCAAAAAGUACCUUAGACCAAAAUGUAUCAUCUGAUUUGUGGGCUCAGUUUGUUAAAAGAUCACCACAAACUAAUAAUGAGAUGUCUUCAUCUCUUACAAACCUGCCCACCACUCCAUCAGAGCCGCAAGCAGUAUUUCCACCAGCUGCAGCUAACAUAACAGAUGACAAUGCAACAGUGAUUACUUCAAUCAAUCCAGAAACUCUUCACCCUCUGACUGCAGCCGAAACAGAUGUUUAUGAUAAUGCAAAUAGUUUGCAGACCCAUUCAUUCUCUGGUAGUUCUGAGAGCAUGAGUGUUGCUGGAAAAGGCCCAGAUUUUUCCACUGAGGUCCAUGGUACAGCUCUGAACGCAAGUGAUGUUGAAGCAAUUAAGAAGUUCUUACAGGAGUAUGCUUCAAAAGCAUUGUUACCAUACAUGGAAAAGCAAAUAUCACAGCUAUCUGAAGUCGUUGCAAAUAGAAAGGGUGUCAGUAGAUCAUUACUGUCAGCCACUAAGCGAUGGUUCGGAACUGGAAAAGGUGGAAAUACAACAGGCAACAGCACAGUUAUCUACACAAGUGACUGUCCUGAGCUUCAACUACGUCGACUGGGCGACCUGUGGUUCCUAUGUCGGCAAUGGCAACGUGCGUUCGACACGUACCACACAGCGAAGAGAGAGUUCUACGCCGACAGCGCCUGGCUCUGCUACGCCGGCGCGCUAGAAAUGGCCGCCAUCAGCGCCUUCAUGGCGGCGGACUCGAAUCGCAAAACACACGGCUACAUGGAAGAAAGUAUUGUUACUUACCUUAACACCUGUAGGAUGGUGCAAUACGCAGUCAGGGCCACGUUGCUGUCUGUGCUUUGUUUGAGCGGUUCUGGCUUGCACGGCGAGGCUGCUAAACAAUUGAUUCGAAUGACGUCGGAGGACAGCGAUUUGCGUAGCGCUAUGCUUCUAGAACAAGCAGCCCUAUGUUUCUUAUCUGGUCCCGCCUCUAAAGGCAUGUGCAGGAAAUAUGCCUUUCAUAUGGUACUUGCGGGACACAGAUUUUCAAAAGCAGGGCAAAAGAAGCAUGCGUACAGAUGUUACAAACAAGCUUAUCAGGUGUACAGCGAGAGCGGGUGGCGGCUGGCGACGGACCACGUGCAGUUCGCGCUGGGGCGGCUGGCGGGCGCGCUGCGCCUGGCGCGCGAGGCGCGGCGCUGGCUGGCGGCGCCGCUCGCGCCCCGCGGCCCGCAGCCGCCGCACCAGCAGCUCGCCUUCCUGCAGGAGUACAUGGCCGCGCACCAGCAAUGGGUGGAAAGCAACCCCGAAGUGGCGAGCGUGCUGGAGGAGCUGCCGCUGCCGCUGGUGGAGGCGCGGCAGACGGGCGUGCUGUGCGUGGGGCCAGCGCCGCUGGGCUCGCCGCGCCGCCGCGCCGCCUCGUCGCUGUCGCUGGCGCCCGACGCGCCCGCCGCCGCCGCCGCCGCGCCCGCCUGGCGCCGCCUCGAGGAGAUGCUGCUGCAAGUGGCGCAAGGAGCAGUGCCCAUGAUAUUCAAGCCCACCGUAGAUUUGUACACCGAUGCGACGGACGCAGAACCGCUCGUGCCACAAGGAGAGCCCAUUCAGAUCUCAGUUACUUUAUGGAAUCCCUUGAAGAUUUCACUAAUUCUAAAAGAUGUGGAGUUAUUGUGGCGAUUCGUAACAACUGCCGAUGGUGAUGCAGCUGGUGACGAGGAAGUGUUGAGCAAUGAGCAGGCGGUCUCUGCGGGACAGGCACUGGAAAGCAACACAAUAUUUAGCCAGAAAAUUAAAUCAGUAAUUCUGGAAGGAGAUACCAAAAAAGUAUUAAUUUUCACCCUAACACCUCUAAAAGUCGGCCGACUGAAUGUACAUGGCUUAGCUUACAAGCUGAUCAAUACCGGGGAAGGAGGUACUGAAAACGGUAACAGUAUGACAAUAUCAGGCAAAGUGAAUUUAACCCCCCCAGGCAAAAGCCCGGAUAAGCGACUGCAAAUUACAGUUAUUCCAGAAGCUCCUUGCUUGCAAAUGACAUUUUCUGAGACAAGUUCGGACAUUAUAAGCGGAGAAAUGAGGACUAUUGAUGUAGAAUUUACAAAUGUAGGGCCUGUGGACAUGAAUAAUCUUUAUGUUGCUGUAUCUCAUCCGGAUUGCGUCAAUAUUGUCACCGGCGAGGAAGAAAAUGAUUUUCAAGUUUUAUAUGACGAGAAGUACCGCGAGCCACCCUCGUAUUCAGACGAGCGCGCGGCUCGCGCGGCGCGGUGGCGCGCGGCGGCGGCGCGGCACGUGCGCGGCGUGUGCGCGCGCCUGGCGCCCCGCGCCGCGGCCCGCGCGCGCCUGCAGCUGCGCCCGCGGGCCCCGGCGCAGCCGCUGCUGCUGCUCGCCUACCACGACACGGGCCUGCGCGCGCGCCCCUACCGCCUGCUGCGACACGUCUUCCGCUUCCGAGUCACCGAGGCCGUAGAGCUAGCAGUCACUCCACGUCGAAGCCUCCGACGAGUUGACGGCGAAGUCGUCGAAAAUAUGAGUUUGGCAGUUGAAAUCAAAAACAUAUUUAACGAGAAAGGUGAAGACUUGAGCGUGGAAAUAUUAGAAGCGUCGUUACUGAGUCGACAGUGGAGCCUGAAGAGCCUCGUGGCGGCGCGCGGCGCGGCCGAGCCGCUGCAGGCGCGCGACAAGCUGCACCUCGUGCUGCGCGCGCAGCGCCUGACGAGCCCGCCCGCCGCCGUCGCCGCCUCGCGCCUCAAGAUCAACCAGCACCACCCCGACGCUGCGCCCGACAUCAACGUGCCGCCCUACUCCAAAUUCGUGCUGGAUGCCCAACAAUCUUACAUUGAUGCCCCCGACGCCGCCAUUGCUCAGGACACUCCUGAUAAAAGAACAGGACUAAUACAGUCCAUGUUUGUUCUACGAUGGAAAGCGCAUGAAAAAACCAAAGGAAAGACCGCUGUCGGUCAACAUUGCUUGUGGCUGGAUUGCUUCACAAAAGCUAUAUCUCGAGAAAGGGAAUAUAUUCCCGGAGAAGCGGCUCCCAUUCAAAUUGAUGAAUACGAAAGCAAAUUAGAUUUACGCGAGUCUAACACAAAAACAAAGAAAGAUAAUGUUGUUAUAUUUCGAUUGGAACAUUCCAACCACAUUAAUCAUAAUUUUAAUGAAACUAAACUAUGUUUGGUACCAGUUACUUUGAAUUUUGUAAAUUGCUAUGGAGUUCCCGUUAAAGUCUUCAUAGACAUGUCAAAACAGAAAAACAGGGAGCUGUCCGGAGAGCUUGGUUGGGCGGGCGCGCUCAGCUAUGGCAGCGAUGUAGAAGCUAAAGAACUCGGCGUCAGCGUUGAUCUGGACAAGUUCGAGUCCAAACGCGUGCAAGUGCGAGGCGUUUGUGCCGCUCCGGGAACAUAUCUCGUUGGCUCGGCAUUUUCCGUGUCUACCACCGGCCAAGAUGCCAAUCUAAAUGUUUCAAAUGUUUCCAACAAUACCUCGUUAUUGGUAGUCGAGCAAGCCGCGUAGAUAUAAUAAGCUUCGGUGCUAUAGCCUGCAGUAUUUUUCUUUUUAUGUUAUAUUUUUACCUUUCUUGAACCGUACUUAUAACAUGGCUAAGUAAUAGCAGCUAAGUAAAAAACGGCAUCGCAAUGUGUGCUAAGCAGACCAAUCUGAUUACCUAAUGCAGUGGAAGAUAUAUUGCAUUGGCGUUACGAUAAAUCAAAUAUGUAUAUCUAUAAUUUGUCAAUACAUAUACAGUCUUUCCCUAAUACGAGUGAUUGUCGCUUGGCUUAUACACUCUUUUGCAAAAAAAACGGGCACCUAUGCGAAAUCUUGGUUUUAAGGCGUUCACGUGUAUUUCAAAGGGUUUUAAUGACUGUAGGAUGUUACUAGCAUCAAAAGGGUUAGCCAAGCAUGCGUGAGAGUGUAUUCUAAAUUUGAAUUUUGUAGAUUUGCUAAGAAACUGGUUAAACCUUGUUUUGGACUAAUUCCUGGUAGAAAGUUCGUGGGCAUUUUGAAAAGUUUUUGACGUGAUUUUCGGAAAACUGAAAAUGCAGUUUUAAUUGAUGAUUCAUGUACAUUUCUGUUAAAUCAAAACAUUUUUGAAAAACUAUCCGUAUUUGAUAAAAUUUUCACCUACUCUAAAUGGUCUAUGCUGAUGAUUGAUGGCAAUGUUCAGAGUUUCGGUAUUCUUGCGUAAAGCGUUCUAUUGUUUAGAUAUUGUGUCCACGCGUUUUGAAAUAACCCUUUCUCAUAAAUAAACACAAAUUAGAGGAGUAUCAGUACUUUGGGCUGCGACAGAACAAAUUUAAUGUUAGCAGAACCAGACCACAACUCGUCUCCUAUCACACUUUGACAUUAAAAAAAUACCAAAUUUGGUGAUAAAUGCAAAAAUAACCAUAUGAAAGAUAAUAAGAAGGGUUAAAACUGUCCAAAAAGUCAAAUUAUUGCCGCGUUGAAGCUCUCGAUAACUCCAUAGGUGUCGGGUUACUAAACGAUGAUUCAGCUGAAAGGGAGUUAUGACUUCAAAAUGAUUGGCCAAACGUAUGUUUUCUUUUUUUAAUGAUCAGUUAGCCAAUUAUUGUUGAUUUAAGCAGGAAAUUGCUGAGGAUACCAGAAAACUUUGGAGUAGAUGGGUUUAUUUAAUAAAAUGUCCGUGGGAUGAAAACCCGCUAUUUGAACGCUCAGACUCAUAGAUCUUUAGAGGUCUACGGGGUUUCCCAAGAGGCGAGGUUAUUUAAAAAUCAGUGAUUACGAGACCUUAAGACCUCGUGCUCACAGUCUAUGCGUUAUUUUUUGUAUUUUGUAGAAUUUCAAGAAUUUUCAAAAUGUCAAAGUGUGAUAGGAGCCGACUUGUGAACGGCACUGCUAUCUUUAAAUUGGUUUAGUUGCAGCCCAAAGUACUGAUACUCCUCUAAAAUGUGUUUAUUUAUGAGAAAGGGUUAUUUUAAAACACGUGGACACAAUAUCUAAACAAUAGAACGCUUUACGCAAAAAUACCGAAACUCUGAACAUUGCCAUCAAUCAUCAGCAUAGACCAUUUAGAGCAGGUGAAAAUUUUAUCAAAUACGGAUAGUUUUUCAAAAAUGUUUAGAUUUAACAGAAAGGUACAUUAAUCUUUAAUUAAAACUGCAUAAUCAGUUUUCCGAAAAUCACGUCAAAAACUUAAAAAAAACCGCUACGAACUGUCUAUCAGGAAUUAGUCCAAAACAAGGUUUAACCAGUUUCCUAGGAAAUCUACGAAAUUUAAAUUUAGAAUACACUCUCACGCAUGCUUGGCUAACCCUUUUGAUGCUAGUAACAUCCUACAGUCAUUAAAACCCUUUGAAAUACACGUGAAGUCCUUAAAACCAAGAUUUCGCAUAGGUGCCCGUUUUUUUUGCAAAAGAGUUUAUUAGCGUCAAGCUGUAGAAAGUACCUUCCAGCCAAAUGCAAAAUACGCAAACUGUAUAAAAAAUAAGUUUCUGUCAGUGAGAAAUUCAAGUGUAAAAGAUGUUUACCUAAGUUGACAUUCGAUAUUAUGAGGCGCGUUUUAUCAAUUUUUUAUACACACACAGUUAUAAUAACUCAAACCAAUUUUUGAUAUCCUUGUUUCUUGUCAAUAGGAUCGCUUUUUUCGGUAAGUAGGUAUAUCGGUUAAGUAACUUGUGACUUCUGAAACGUAAAAUUGUGCGGUCGGUCCUUUCGCAUUUUCUUAUUCUUUUGGAUAUUUUUUUUAACCCCUCAAUGUUUAAAAAAAUCGUGUUCGCUUCGAUCGCAUUCAUUCGGGUACAAGAUGUAAAAGAUCGAUAACCUUAUUUUCUUUCCUCAAGAGUACAAAAAUGCGCCCUGUCUGCUCGCGUCUUUCUUGUAAUUUCAUACAGUUAUUGUAUCUAUGUAUAUCGUUAUCCGCUUGCUAAAGAAAUGCCCAGGUGCAUAUGCAUGUUAAUUAUAAUUAUUACCUGUGUAUAUUGUUUAUUUAUUGGAAACACUUUUUAAUGUUCUUGUUAAGUAGAUAAGUAUAGGAUAUACGUUUUUAUGUUAGAAGAGAUGUAUGUAUCUACCAUCCUGAUUUUUAAUUAUAAUAUGGAAAUGCAAAAACUUUUUUUCUAUGCUUGUAAAACCACCGACAUUUCUGACUUCAGUUUGUAUGUGUUCUCGAAAUGAAGUAUUUUUAUUGGCUCCGUAUCAUAAUAACACAAUUUUAUAGUUUUCUUUGACGACUGUUCAUGGUGAGAUUUAUAAUAUAAAUCUAUAAAAUAAAGAUGUUGAUAAAUAA
Molecule: messenger RNA, 7450 nt
Organism: Helicoverpa armigera (cotton bollworm)
Lineage: Eukaryota; Metazoa; Arthropoda; Insecta; Lepidoptera; Noctuidae
Gene: l(3)76BDm
Product: lethal (3) 76BDm
Exons: 18
Coding region: 556-4719 (1387 amino acids)
Cellular component (GO): TRAPPIII protein complex
Source: RefSeq, a predicted model, not a curated record